UCCCAGACAACAAGAGGCGCGGAGCCAAGGAUCGCGACUUUCUGAUCCAGAAGACUCUAGGAGCCAUGGCGCAGAAACUUCUCAGCACCGAAGCGGCUGAGCGCAUGAACCUCGUGGCCCAGGACGAGAUCUGGCGAUACCGUCUGAAAGCUGAAUCUGAGGCACGGCACAACUGGGCCCAGAACUGGGGGUUCUUAACAACGCCCCUGGAGGAGUUGCUGCAGGGUGAAGCAGAAGCCGCUGCUCCCAAGCCCAAGGUCGAGCUCCCCGAACGCUUCCGCAUCCGCCCUGGGACGCCUGUGGAGAAAUACAUCAAGGUCCUCCCAUCCCCUCCAGUUCCAAAGACCACCCAGGGCUUCAUCGGCUGGCGGUCGGGGGUGCCGGGCCUCAACAAGUGCCUGGAGCUAGACCAUGAGAUCAGGAGCUGCAAAGGGGCCUACGCCCGAGAGCUGGGCUGGCCCAAGCAAGGCAUCCACUGAGUCCAGACACACUG
Molecule: messenger RNA, 493 nt
Organism: Ochotona princeps (American pika)
Lineage: Eukaryota; Metazoa; Chordata; Mammalia; Lagomorpha; Ochotonidae
Gene: CIMIP1
Product: ciliary microtubule inner protein 1
Exons: 4
Coding region: 66-479 (137 amino acids)
Source: RefSeq, a predicted model, not a curated record